This is a messenger RNA of Sorex araneus (European shrew), 2076 nucleotides long. It is a transcript of the gene TEPSIN, whose product is annotated as TEPSIN adaptor related protein complex 4 accessory protein. Bases 40 to 1611 code for a protein of 523 amino acids. The transcript is spliced from 13 exons. Gene Ontology annotation, cellular component: trans-Golgi network membrane. Lineage: Eukaryota; Metazoa; Chordata; Mammalia; Eulipotyphla; Soricidae. The record is from RefSeq and is a predicted model, not a curated record.
AGCCCCGGAAGUGGGCGGGUCCGGAGAGUGACGGGCGUCAUGGCGGCCUCGGCGCCGCUGCGGGACCGGCUUCUCUUCCUGCAGCGGCUGCCCGUCCUGCUGAAGGGGACCGCGGACGACGAGGCCCCGUGUCCCGGCUACGUGUUCCAAGAGGUCGUCAAGAUCUCGCACGAGUCUGCGGGCAGCAGCCAGUGCCUCCUCGAGUACCUUCUGGCCCGGCUGCACGGGGGCUCCGGCCGCGUGAAGCUCAAGGUGCUGAAGCUGCUGCAGCACCUGAGCACGCGCGGCUCCCCCGCCUUCCUGCAGCUGCUGCGCCGCUGCCCCUCCUGCAUCCAGGAAGCAGCAGUGUUUGCAGGCCCCCCGGACCCCCUCCACGGGAACAGCUUGUACCAGAAGGUGCGGGCAGCGGCGCAGGACCUGGGGAGCACCUUGUUCUCAGACCCCGAGUCUCCGGUGCCACCUUCACAUCCCCCUCAGGCCUUGCCGCAUGCAGGAAUGGGCUCCCAGUCCCGGCCCCGGGGGGCGCUCCAGGGCUUCGGCUACAGUGAGGAGCGGCCAGGCUCUGCGGGGGAAGUGUUCCUGUCCAGCGUGCAGAGGGCGGCCGAGGUGCUGGUCCACGCCAUGCGCCCGGCGCCCGCGGGCCCCGCCUGCCCGGCGCCCGGGCUGCGCGCCGGCUCCUACCAGCCCGUGGUGACGCCUGCGCCCCGCAGUCCCCGGCCCGGGGCCGUGCCAGGGCUGGGCGCCCGAGCCGCGCAGCACCAGCCUGGACGGGCCGGCGGGGGCUGGGACGAGCUGGACGGCAGCGGCCCGAGUGUGCAGGGUGACAGCAACCCCGGCAGGGCCUCCGAGGGCGGCUCCGACGGUGACCUGACGGACAGGACCGAGGUGGAGACCCUGCAGGACUGUCAGCCAGAGCUGGGCCUGGUUUGUGCCGUGACCAGGGGACCCCGCGCCUUCCUGAGCCGUGAGGAAACUCGAUGUUUCCUCAAAGAGUGUGGGCGGCUCAACUGUGAGGUGGUCCUGCAGCUGCUGCUCAGCCGCCUGGACGGGCCCGAGGAGUGUGCACAGAUGCGUGUGCUGAGUGCGCUGUCCUCGCUGGGAGGCAGCGAUCUCCUGUCCACGGAGCACGUCCUGCUGCUGGCCCGGCCACGGCUGCACGAGCUGGGCAGCGGCACCCCUGGGCCUGCGGCCACCAAGGCCACCAAGAUCCUGAGGCACCUGGAGGCCGCCUGCCGACAGCGUCCCCCUGCGCCAGGUCCCCCGGGCCCACCCAGCCACGCUGCCGCCCGUGGGGGCCUGUGCGACCUGCUGGCGGACGCUGUGCCCUUCUCCCGGGACCCAUCUCUGCCCUCGCCCCAGAGCCCAGCACCCCCGGCCCCACCGGCCCCGAUGGACUCCAGGGAGCCUCCGGGGGGCCCGGCCAGUUCCGGAGAGCAGGGCCCUGGGUCUGUGCCCAGCCCAGACGGCAGCCUCGGCUCCCUGUUUGCGGGCAUGGAGCUGGUGUCCUGUGCCCACCUGGCGGGGCCGGAGCGGACCCCGGUCUCCCAGAGGGGGUCAGCCAUGGAGCCGCCGGCCCGCGAGCCUUCAGUGUUCGCGUUUCUGAAUGUGUGACCCGCGGGCGCCCCAGGGGCCUGACUUGGUGCCAGCAGCUCAGAGCAGGAGUCCAGCUGGACUCAGGAUGGCCACGCUGGGCUCGGGAGCUGUACCUGGGGGGGGUGUGUCCCCACCCCACAGGGCCUGACUGGGGGUGCCUCAGUCGCCCGGAGGCCACUCCGAGGGUACAGGAGCAGGGGCUGGUGGGGGCCCCCCAGCUCCCAGGGUGCAGCCAGCUCCCCGACUCUUCCAUGGGGGAUGUGGCAGAGACUGCCCGCCCCAGGGUCUGGGGGGGGUCCCCAGGGCCACUCCAGCCUCCCUCCUGCCCUGAUGGCACUUCACAGCAGAGGGCGGCAGAGUGGGGUCUGGGGUGCUGCUCUCGGGGGCGGGGCCUGGUCCUCCCUGUCAGCCCCAGUGUGUGGCCCCCAUCUCUUCCCAACACUGAGGGCUGGGACCCCGUCACGAAUAAAUGCCUCACUUGUU